Momordica charantia (bitter melon) is the source of this 3018-nucleotide messenger RNA. RefSeq names its product electron carrier/ protein disulfide oxidoreductase. Gene Ontology annotation, biological process: intracellular signal transduction. NCBI's taxonomy places the organism in Eukaryota, Viridiplantae, Streptophyta, Magnoliopsida, Cucurbitales, Cucurbitaceae. The record is from RefSeq and is a predicted model, not a curated record.
UCAGCACACGGACUUCCCGCUUCUCUCCAGUUUCUUUUUUUUUUUUUCCUUUUUUUUGUUUUAUUAUUUUUUGUUUUUCUUUCUUGCGAACUUCUUCAGGCGGUUUCAUUCAACUUCAAAGUUUCUUCCCAAUUCAAACUCCUUCAGAUCUUGUAAGGUUCAUCAUUCCGUUCUCGUCGAGAAAGAUUUGUUUCCGGAUGCCGGAUUCCUCGUUCUCAUCCUAGACGGCUCUUGAAUGUUGAAUCUGAAAGGUGCAGAGGGAGUGAGAAGACACUUAAUUUACUAGACUAAAAGGAAGAGAUGGCAACUUCUCCCACCACUAAAAGGGAUGAGGAACAAGGCCUGUCUAAAGAGAAAGAUGUAGGGGAAUCUACAUUGGAGACUGAACCGCCUUUGUCAGUUAGCGAGGAUAGCACUACACCAGCAGAGGAUAAAGGACGUGAUGAGAUAGCAAAGGACAAGAACGUCGAUUCGAAAUCUGAGGCUCAAGAUGAAACGGUGGAGAGGGAGAAUGUCCAAGGUGAAUUGCAUCACGAUGUGGAAAUCCAGAGGGAGAACAUCCAAGGUGAAUUGCAUCACGAGGUGGAAACCAAGCUGGAUUUCCAGUCUAAGUCUGAAUUUGAAAAGUCGGACCAGGUUAUUAGAAAUGAUGACUCUAAUGAAAAGCUAGAUGAGGAUAAGAAUGCAGAAUCUGAAUCCUCAUCAGAUGAUUCAGACAACGAGGGUGAAGGUUUAGAUUCUAAGGCUCAAACAAGAACAAACCAAACAAUUGAAGAAGUUCUUGCCGAGGAGAAAGCCCCAGAGCCAGUCUUUGAUGGGACUGAGGUUCCUGAUAUUGAAGUUAAUAGGAGUUUGUCGAAUCGUUCCACAGAUAGUGAUUCAGAGACCCAAGGUGUCGUUGACAAGGCACUGGCACUAAAAAACUUUGUUAAGGAAAAAGGAGUAGUUGCAGUCUCCAGUGUUUUACGUCGUUUUUCAGGAAAAAGGGAGGAAGAAAGUCAGGAUAGUAGUCCUAAUGAUGAGAGUAAGGAUGACUCCAGUUCCAAUAAAGAAAAUGAAGCCAAGGAAAUCCCAGAAAAACCUUCGGAAAGAUCUGCUUGGAAUCCCCUCAACUACAUUAAGAUAUCACGUGAUGCUGAUGCACAAAUCAAAACUGAGCAGGUGGAGGAAGUUUCUGGAGAACCAACCUUAGAGAUCGUAUUAAAAGGUAGAAUUGUACUGUACACACGGUUAGGUUGUCAAGAUUGCAAAGAGGCUCGACUAUUUUUGUUUUGGAAGAGACUUAGAUACGUUGAGAUCAAUAUUGAUGUUUACCCGGGUAGAAAAUUGGAGCUUGAGAAACUUGCUGGAUCUCCUGCCGUCCCAAAGGUAUUUUUUAAUGAGACCCUUAUUGGAGGCUUGAACGAACUAAAAGAAUUGGAUGAGUCUGGAAAGCUUGAUGAGAAAAUUGAGUAUCUGAAAGCUGAAGCACCAUCAUUUGAAGCCCCUUUACCACCUCUUUCUGGUGAAGAUGAUGUCUCCAGUAAUGGGACAGUUGAUGAAUUGGCUAUGGUUUUUCGAAAAAUGAAAGAAUCUAUUGUUGUUAAGGACCGGUUCUACAAAAUGCGGCGAUUCACCAACUGUUUCCUAGGCUCAGAAGCUGUGGAUUUCUUAUCAGAGGACCAAUAUUUGGAAAGGGAAGAGGCUAUUGAAUUUGGACGAAAGCUUGCAAGCAAACUUUUUUUCCAACAUGUUCUUGAAGAAAAUUUAUUUGAAGAUGGUAGCCACUUAUACCGUUUCUUGGAUGAUGAUCCUGUCGUGGCAACUCAAUGUCACAACGUUGCAAGAGGUAUAAUUGAGACGAAGCCCAAGGCCAUAUCAGAUAUUGCAUCAAGGCUGAGAUUUUUGUCCUUUGCCGUUUUUGAAGCCUAUGUAUCAGAGGAUGGAAAACAUGUAGAUUACAGAAGUAUUCAUGGGAGUGAGGAAUUUGCUAGGUAUUUGAGAAUUGUCGAAGAGCUCCAAAGAGUUGAAGUACAAAAUUUGGCACGGGAGGAGAAGCUUGCUUUCUUUAUUAACCUCUACAAUAUGAUGGCGAUCCAUGCAAUAUUGGUAUGUGGUCAUCCUGUUGGAGCGCUGGAAAGAAGGAAACUGUUCGGAGAGUUCAAAUAUGUCAUUGGAGGGGCCACAUACUCUCUUUCAGCUAUUCAAAAUGGAAUUUUGAGGGCCAAUCAGAGACCACCAUACAACCUCAUGAAACCAUUUGGUGCAAAAGAUAAACGUGCUAAAGUUUCUCUUCCGUAUGUGGAGCCUUUAAUUCAUUGUGCAUUAGUCUGUGGUACCCGAUCUGGACCUGCUCUUCGAUGCUAUUCUCCAGGGAACAUAGAUCAAGAGUUGAUGGAAGCAGCCCGAAGUUUCUUAAGAGAUGGAGGACUUGUCAUUGAUUUGAAUAACAAUGUUGCAUCAGUUAAUAUGAUUCUUAAAUGGUUUAGCACAGACUUCGGAAAGAAUGAGCAAGAAGUGAUGAAGCAUGCAUCAAACUACUUGAAACCAGAGGAUUCACAAGCAUUGCUUGAAUUGCUUGCCAGUAACCAGUUGAAGGUAUUAUAUCAAACAUACGAUUGGGGUUUGAACUGUUAAUGCUGCUUUUGCAGACUACAUAUUGUUGCCUCCAAAAAGUGUAAAAAUACUGCUUCAGUUAUACAAGAUAGGUAGCCCAAAGGUAUACCAUAUACAAGUAUUUUCUUUGGUGCUUUCGCCCUCGGGUUCAGAUCACACAUCAUGAUACAUGCAGGCUAAGGUAAUAGAUUCCCCGUCCCGCCUUUGCUAUGAUGUAAAACCAAAGCCAUAAUAGUUAUAGCAGGCGAGUGUAAUGCCAAACUUAUAUCUUGUAGAUCAAAAAAGUUCCUUGGAACAUACGUUGGUGCCUGGUUUGCUUGCUCACCAUGUAUUUGUGCGUUUGAGUGUAAUGUGCAUAUUGUAUUGAACCAAGAUACAACCAAUAUACACAAUUAUUUAUAGACAAAUUGGCUGUUCACCCUU